This is a messenger RNA of Dreissena polymorpha, 7486 nucleotides long. Its product is annotated as NACHT and WD repeat domain-containing protein 2-like. NCBI's taxonomy places the organism in Eukaryota, Metazoa, Mollusca, Bivalvia, Myida, Dreissenidae. The record is from RefSeq and is a predicted model, not a curated record. The transcript has 36 exons. Gene Ontology annotation, molecular function: protein binding. The coding region runs from base 212 to 5326 and encodes 1704 amino acids.
UAUCGUGAUCGAUUUUACAAAUAUAUUCAAUAAUUGGGUGGUUACUGUCAAUAUUACCAGGCGUUGUGAAAGUAUUUUUGAUGAACAUACGUUGUGUACAUACUGUAAUAGUUAACUUCGAAAGGAUAGUUUUCCGCAGUGAAAGAAAAGUGAACAUUUAUAUUUUUUUUAUUAGUGCAGCAAGGAUUCGCCGCGAGCCAAAUUAACAUACAUGUAUCGAAAUUACAGAAGCUGCCUGGACGGCACAGCAAUUGCACCAUCCACAUCCGGGUUACCAGUCACAUCCGGAUUACCAGUAACAUCGACUGCAGGGAAAACUGAAGCCAUAGUUAAUAAUCCUGGGGCCAGCAUCAUUUCUCCGGAAGAAAAAGCCAAGAUAGAAGAUCAGAAAAGACAAUUAGACAAUAUGUUGAGUCAAAUCGAUGAAUUGGAGAAUUUAAUGAAAACGAAAAUAGCGCGAAUAGACAGCAAAGAAAUGUCACCGGAAAUAAAGCUCCGGAACGAGGCUCUUCGGGGGAGCACGGAUCUUAUAUGCCCACCUUCCGCUAAGAUCGUUCGUAUCUUCACCAGCAGUACCUUCACGGACACCAAGCAUGAACGGAACAUGUUAAUGAGGGAGGCGUACCCGAAGAUCAAAGAACAUUGCCGCAACUUUGGAUACGAAUUUCAGGUAGUGGACAUGCGUUGGGGUGUCCGAGACGAGGCCACUGACGACCACAUGGGAACUGAACUCUGUCUCAAGGAACUCAGGCUGUGUCAGCAGCUCUCCACUGGGCCCAGCUUCGUGUCGCUUCUGUCGCACAAGUACGGUUACAUCGCGUUCCCCCGGGUGAUCGCGGCGGAUGAGUUUGAGCCUCUCAUGAUACAAGUCGAGGAACAGGCGACCGUCCGGCUCUUCCACAAGUGGUAUUCCCGUGACGACAAUGCGGUUCCUCCCGCUUACAUCCUCGCAUCCAUCAGCACGCACCUGCCGGAUUUCAUAAGCAAGGACAGAGACAAGCAGAAAGUCGCCAAAGAGCAGUGGUUGAAGGAGAGUGAGCAAAUGCAGGACGCUCUGGAGUCAGCCGCCACCAGGGUGUUCGACCAGGAAACGGCCCGGAAGUACAUAAUUUCCGUGACGGAGACGGAAGUGGAGGAAGGUCUGCUCAAGGCGGAGGACUCCAUCGCCAGGCAGGCCAUCUGGCUGCGCCGGAACAUCGAAGACAUCGACCGCCAGGAGAGCAGCUACGCACUAUCUAGAUACACCGAGUGCCAGGGUGCGCAGGGGAAGGUGGAGAAGGCUCACCGGAUGUUGCGGGAACUCAAGGAGCACCGGAUGGAGCGGCGCCUGCAUUCCGACCAGAUCUUCCACUACAACGUGCACUGGGUCGGCCCGGAAGGCAUCGUGCCGGAUACCAGCGAAGAGCACCGGAAGUACCUGGUGCGCCUCUGCAAGGACUUCACGGACAACAUGAUUUCCCUGACGACGCAGGCUAUUCGGAAUCGAAAUCUCCUUCACGACCAGCUAACCGAGGAAUGUAUGCAGCACAUUCGGUUGUGUCAGGCCAAGUGCGCCGAGUUCCAUGGACGCACAGAGACGCUUGAGCGGAUCAAAUCCUACCUGCUUGAAACAUCGACAACAGCCCCGCUCGUUGUGCACGGGAUCAGUGGAACGGGCAAAACUUCAAUCCUGGCGAUGACGGCGAAACUGUGCAAGACCUGGCUGGCCAAGACGCCCAAACUCGUGUUAAGGUUUCUCGGUACAACCGUGGAGAGUUCUUCCGUUCUGCCUCUGCUUCAGAGUCUGGUGGAUCAACUGAGUAUUUUGGAUGAUCAACGCCUUCAAGCCGAACUGACCGUUGACCUUCUAAAUGUCCAGUUGAAUCUGCUCUUAAAGCAAGGCACGGCAGAGUGUCCACUCGUGGUCAUCCUGGACUCGCUUGACCAGCUGGACAGCUUACACAAUGGCCGCUCUUUGAUGUGGUUUCCGGUCUCCCUGCCGCCUCACUGUAAGAUUAUCGUGUCAUCACUUCCGGAGGAGAAAUACGAGGCGUUUCCGGUCCUCAAGAAAUUAUUUCCUGACGAGGAUAGGUACAUACAGGUCCCGGAACUAGGUCAGAGGGACGCACACAGCAUAGUGUCGUUGUGGGCGGAGAAACGGAAACGGAAGUUGACCCCGCCCCAGAUGGAUAUCAUGCUGAGCACAUUCCGGAAGUGCCCGACACCGCUGUUCUUAAAGCUGUCGUUUGACGAAGCCAUGCUUUGGCGCUCGUUCGACCCGCCGUCACGGACAGUACUGCAGACGACAGUUCGUGCCGCAGUCGACUUCCUGUUCAGUCGUCUGGAGAAACUGCACGGCCGGAUAUUGGUGUGCCGCGCCUUGGGGUAUCUUACCUUAGCCAAUAACGGAAUCACCGAGGCGGAGCUUGAUGACGUGUUGUCCUGCGAUGAUGACGUAUUAAAUGACGUCUACACCUACUGGACACCGCCCAUGCACAGACUGCCCCCUCUACUUCUCGUGCGCAUACGGACGGACAUCGACCAAUAUAUCGUUGAGCGCGGUGCAGAUGGUGCGCGCGUGUUGAACUGGUACCACCGUCAGUUUACGGAAGCUGCCCACGAGCGCUACUGCGCAGAUGAUGCGCAAAACAAGCGUCUCCAUGGCAACCUAGCUGAAUUAUUCGCGGGAACCUGGGCCAAUGGAAGAAAAAAGCCGUACACGAACGCUAAAGGGGAGGUAACAGAAGAGGACCGCUAUGUGACGUCACAGCCCCUUCGCUUCGGAGAGGAUGAUUACAACAUCCGGGCUCUCAACAAUCUGCCCUAUCACCGCUUGCACGCGGGUCACGUUGACCUUCUCAAGAAGGAGUGUCUUGCCAACGUGCACUUCUGCGUUGCUAAGUUACACGCACUUCCGGUUGAGGCGCUCUUAGACGACUUCACGGCGGCCAAAGCGGCGUUCCCGGGGGAUUCCUUGAUCAAGAACAUCCUGGAGGCGCUUCUGCUCUCCCGGAAGGGACUUCAAACGGAUCCGGUUCAGUUCGUGCCACAGCUACUCGGGCGCCUGGAGGACACCGAGGAAACAGCCGAGUUCAAGCAGCGCUUACAUGAGUACAGCUCUAAAGUGUGGUUCGAGCCCGAUAUCAACAUCCUGGAGCGUCCCGGGGGUCAGCUGCUACACAGCAUCAACGUGCACGCAUUCGAGAUUAACAUGAUGGCUAUGACGACAUGUGGAACUUACGUCAUCACAGUCUGCAGGAGGUUUGAGGAGAUCAAAAUCUGGAACAUCAAGGUCGAAUCGCCGCGGUUGCUACGCAAGGUUACGGGUAAAGGUCAGUGCAGAAAGGUCGCGUUGUGUCAUGGUGACGAGUGGGUUGUCAUUGAAGUGGGCAACGUAAUAACAGUAGAAGAACUCCAAACAGGUAAACACUGUGUUGACAUACCGUUCAAAGGCGAUUUUUUCUCCAAAACGUUCUGCGCUGCUGGUAAACGCAAUGAUACGAUCGUCACGUUAAUUUAUAAACAAGUUAACAUAUAUGACGUCACAAAUGGUAGCCUGCUGCAGACUCUUACGUCAUCGAGUGACGAAGUAACAUUUGGAUUCUCUAGCAUCACUUCAGGUCGAGACAGAUACGUUGGUAUGACCGACGAUUAUCGACGCUUGCUGUGUGUUCUUGACCUUGAUUCCAUGACCUUUAUGCCCGCGUGGAAAAACUUUGAGGGCAUCAGUGCUUUUGACAUCUCCCCAGACGAAACUCACGUCGUGUACACCUGGCUCCCUUGGGAAAUUGCGUUUGCGGAUUUCAAUGGCACCCGUCUUCGUUCUAUUCCACACGACUAUAAUUCCAUCGAAAGUAUAAACUACUCUUCCGACGGCAGAUAUAUCUACUAUAGAAGCGGCCGCUCCGUCGUCUUUGUCAACUCUGCCACACUGCAGGAGGAAGAUUGUCUGGAAAACAAAAGUACAUUGAUCGACGCGCGAACCGUUGACAUGGUAACGGUGGUAACGAUUGCAACAGACAAUAUUCUCAGGGUGUGGGAUCGAUCCCGGGCAAAAAAGGGGAUCACAGAUCGGCAGUCCAGGAUGCUGGCACCAAUAAAACAUAUCUCGCAUUGUUUUCCGCUUGGCCACCAGGAUGUGCUGUUCGUGACCGGCAAGGCGGAAGAAGACUCGCCGACCACCGUCGUCGGUGUGCAUGAUGUCGGCAGACUGGAAUACCGCGCAAUCAUAGAACUAGAGGGAGAAGGCGGUGAAAACGUAGCCUUUUACAAAGCAGACACUAGAUCGGUGGUCAUGGGAAUUAACCGGAAGUUGUACUUGUUCGACAUUGAAAAGAUGGACGUCCGCAUCGUGUUUCCGGGUGUAGUCUCGACACAGAGUGUUUGUAUCGUGACCAAUCGGAAGCAACUCCUCGUGACGUGUGACAAUAACGUGAAAUUGUACAACAUCACAAACGGCUGCAUUGACGCCAAAAUAAUAACUGGAGACAAACUGGAUAUCAAACACGUUGUGGUGAACGAACCGGGGACGCUCGCCGCAGUGAAAUGUGGACCCAUAGUGUUGAUGGACCUUGUCACAUACACUCGCAUGUAUGAGAUAUCUGACAAGGCCCGGUAUGGUUGCUACUUGGCCACCUACAUGCUGUUUACCCGAGACAGCACGCGCUUGUUCUUCAGCGCAAAUACUAGCUUGGAAUCAGGCGAACAGCGUUCAAAGAAUGUAUAUCAUCUUUUCUGCUGGGACAUUAAACAAAAGAAGGAACUAUUUGAGCUGUGCGACACAGAGACACAGAUGCAGCACGAGAAAGUUAAAAGUGACGAAAGUACGGACAUGCAUACGGGUUAUCUUCUUGACGACGACCGCAUCGUGACCACGUGCCUCGACAAUGUCGUCCGAGUGUACGACGUCAAAACAGGCAAGCUACUCCACCGGUUGACGGACCACAAGACGUCGUCUGAGUUAGCGCUCAGUGACGUCACGCCCUACUUCCUGACGUUCGGCUCGGAGAACUGCAUCAUCCUGUGGAACAAAGGCACGUGCUCUAGGGUCGCCACCUUCACGAUGGACGAGGGGGUCGAUUACAUCCACUGGAGCGAUGAUGGAACUUUUUUCUACACAACCAGAAAUGGCGACGGGGAACACAAGUUUGUUGAAGUAAUUAAGUGGACUAUUCACGAUGAAAAAGAACCCACAGCGAGACCUGAUGUUAAACAGAGUCCUCCGAUAUAUUUAACCGAAGCAAAUUUGCCCCGUCUGACGAUCAACGUUGAGAAGGGCUACCAACCGGAAGCGGGCGAUCCCGACACGGACGAUGAGGUCCCUGACGUAAGCAGACGGGUCAGAUGAUUCAGAUUAUUCAGAUGAGUCAGAGGACAAUGGGCGUCACAGAGGCUCGAGGUCAUCAGAAACCUCGCAGUGUGAUGAUACAGUGGAUCAGUAAAGAUUUAGUAUAACGAAUGUCAUAAUUCCGUCUCAGCUUGUUUUUUUUUACAUUGCGUCUUUACAUCAAGUUGACUGUUUUUUUUAAAUAAAUAUUUCAAGCCUUUAAUGUCUAAUUAUAUACUAAUUGUUUUGUAAUUCGAGUGCAGUUUGUACAAGAAACACAAUAAUUCAUUUGCAUUCUCACAUCAUUUUUGGAUUUGAGGUAAGACUCUGUCAAUUCGUACAUGAAUAUAAACAGUUUCAUAAGUAUGUUGGUGCCGAUGCGAAUGUUUACACAUAAUCAUGCCCAAAAAUUCAUUCAUGUACUCAAUCCCUAUACAAAUAUUGUAAGGAGACAAAAAUAUAGAGAAAAAUGUCCAGUUCGAAUCUCAAACAAGAAAACGAUACGGUAUUGACUUUGCAUUGGUACUUGUCUUUCGAUGGAUACGAUGUGACCGCAUUAUACGUGUUAAUGUACAGGUCAAAUAUGCUAUCAAUUAGGAACUGUAUAAUUUAUCUUAAUAAUCAUUGGCUUCGAUUAUCAACGCCAAAUUCACGAGGAUCAUAGUAAAUAUAUCGGAAAAUAUUAAAAAGGAGUCCUGGCAAACAUAACUUACCAAAACUAUUUAAUUUUUAUUUUGCAAUGUCAUAUAUUUUUAACACUGUUAGUAAAUUUUCAUAUUUUGUUUCAGCUCAAAUAACUUGUUUGUACUUAUUUUAAGUAUGUAUUUUUUAUGAAACCUUACGUUUUCAAUUGUGUAUAUGCAUAUUGUACGGGUUAUAUUAACACUGAAUAAUAGGCCUAUUUAGAAUGUAUGUAUGAGUCGGUUCUAAGUCUGUCAAGACUUAUAUAUUUAUUCUUUAUUAUAGUCUCUUCCAAUAUAAUACAAUUUUCACAAUGUUCAAUGUAAAUUAAAAGCAUAAUUAUAAUCAUAAUAUUGGUCAUGCAAUUUAUGAAUUAUAGGAUACAUUUCACUUUACAAAACUAUCCUUUUACAUUAUAAAAGUUAGAUUACAACUCUUAAUCUUAUCUAAAAGUGCCAUAAGAUUUCCAGUUAAAAAACUGAAAUUUGUAUAUGUGGCACUAGCGCCUAAGAUAAUAAAUGUCCUAAAAGAGCCUUUAUCAGCCAUGGUCAGACCAUGAGUGAACUGGUUAAUGGUGAUAAUCUAAUCUUGGAUAAAAUGUUAAAUUAACCUUUUAAAAUCAGAUUUCAAAUAUUGUACAAUAAAACAUUAUUUCUAUUUAAAAUCUCACUGUUCCAUGAUAUUCAGAUAUUUUCAUUGAUCAUAAUGUCAAUUAACAGUGCAUAUUUACACUAUAGUGUAGGUAUUUAUCUAUAGAUGUAAGUAUUAAUCAACAGAUUCACCUACAUGUAUUUCCAACAAGGUCAGCCAGCAUUAUUGAACAUAUGGACAAUUUUGAUUUAUUAUUGGUUUUGACCUUAAUAAUAUAAAUAUGUUAUGUUUUAACUAAAUGAGCCGCGUUCUGAGAAAACAGGGCAUAAUGCAUGUGCGUAAAGUGUCAUCCCAGAUAAGCCUGUGCAGUCCGCACAGGCUAUUCAGGGACGACACUUUCCGCCUAAACUUGAUUUUCGGCAAGGAGAGACUUCCUAGAAAGUAAAAGUACCAUAAAAGCGGAAAGUGUCGUCCCUGAUUAGCCUGUGCGGACUGCACAGGCUAAUCUGGGACGACACUUUACGCACAUGCAUUAAGCCCAAUUUUCUCAGAACAAGACACAAAUAGUUGACUCUGAGCAAACUUUAUCUACACUCUGAAGUAUGUAAGCCAACAGCUUGCCCUGUUUAAUAAACAUGUAAAUUGUCUCUGAAUUUUUUAUCUAACAUUGGUAAAAACAUAUAAAACAUAAUGAUAAUUACUAAAUAUGGUACAUAAUUUUGCACUUUAAUCUAGUAUAAGGUAGCAGAAUUUUGCAGCUUAACAAUAUUAAAAUUGGAAAGAAUGAAUUUGAGCUUGUAGCAAUCACUUAAAUUUUGAAACCCGUUAUGUAUCUGACUAGCUUUUCUAAACAAAGAAUCUAUUAUUUCUGUGUAAAGACUUAUAACAAUAAAAUGUAUAGAACAAGGA